AUGUCAGGCUUCUCUUUCUCAUCCUCCUCAUCUUCCUUCUCAUCAUCCGCUUCCCCUUUCGGAUCCCCUUUGGAGAGCCCUAGGCCCUCAUCUUCUUCUUUCUCCGCCCCAUUAUCGAUUUCCUUCAACACUUCGUCAAAUUCUAACGCUCCUCCCGUCUCUUCAUUUGGUUUUGGAUUCUCUGCCUUUUCAUCCUGCCCUGCUUGUUCUGUUUCCAACAGUUUUGGGACUGUUUCUUCUGCUGCGAGUUCUGCCUCUCCCUCGUUUGGGACUGUUUCUUCUGUCGCGAGUUCUGCUUCUCCUCUGUUUGGGAAUGUUUCUUAUCCGUCAAGUACUGCCUUGCCUCCAUUCCGUACAGCGGGACCGGUGGCAGCCAGUACCAGCUCGUCUUUGUCUGGGGGAAUUACUUCUUCACCAUUGUUUGGAACAAGCGCUUCAUCCUUAGUUGGAUCAACUUCAUUAGGAGCAAGUUACCUGUUUGGCAUUGCUUCGUCUGUAGAAAGUUCUCCUUCGCCCCUGUUUGGCACUACUUCGUCUGCUGCGAGUUCUCCUUCACCUCUGGUUGGCAAUUCAUCGGCGGCGAGCUCUGCCCCAUCUUUGUUCGGAAAAAGUUCGUCUGCGGCCAGUUCUGGGCCAUCCCUGUUUGGUAUAUCGUCAUCCUCUGCAAGUUCAUUUUCAUUCCUGUUUGGGACGGCUUCAUCCACUGCAAAUUCUGGGUCGUCCCUUUUUGGGUCAUCUGGCGCUUCAACUGCCACUACUACAUCUAACUUGUUUAUCUCGUCUACAUUAGCUUCAACCACUACAUUGUCAUCUAAUUUGUUCUUUUCAACUUCCUCUUCAAAUUCAAACUCUGCUUUGCCUUUCUCUACCGAUUCAUCAGGAUUUUCCUCCCCCAAAAGCAGUACAAGUUUAACACUAACUACUACUGCAUCUACAGCAGCUCCUUCUUUGACACAAUCUUCAUCAGCUAGCUCUUUAGGCUUCUCUUUGGGGACAUCAUCUUCUGCAUCUUCAGCAAGCGCUUCUAGCUUUUCAUUUGGGACACCGUCUUCUGCAUCUUCGCAAUCUUCCUUCAGCUUUAGCAAUGCAACUUCUUCAUCUGCCUCUGCUGUCUCCACCACCCAUGCUGCAGAACCAUCAUUACCAUCGCCAUUGUUUUCUACAGUCACAACCACAAAUGCUUGUACUCCCGCUGCUGGUGCUCCAGUGGCUUCUUCUUCUGCUGCAGCUUCAACGCUUACUUUACCUGCACCUGGUGUGAGUUUUUUUUCUUCAACUUCAGCUAGUACAGCUGCUUCUUCUGGGACUACAAGUUCCUUUAUUGGUUUUGGUGUGGUCACUACAGCUGCUUCAUCGGGGACAUCAGUGCCCGCUCCAACAUCACAAACUCAAUCAACUACUGCUGCACCCUUAUUCAGUGAAAGUUGUUUGGGUUCUUCUUCUGUGCUACUAAGGGUUCAUUUAGGGGAUGUUGACUAUGGAGAUGAGAGUGACAGUGAGCCGGUAAAGGAUGACUUAGUGAAUCAAUCAAUACGCCCAGAUGUUGUGGAAGGGGAAAAGGAGGUAGAGCAGCCGGUCAAGGAGGACUUAGUGAAUGGAUCAAUAUGCUCAGAUGCUGUGGAAGGGGAAAAGGAGGUAGAGGAUCAAGAUGAUGGGACAGAGGUUGAGCUUAAAAUGACAUGUCUACCGGAGGAUAGAGCAUCCAAAGUAUCAUUUGCUACAAGUUCUAUUCCAACAGUAGGCUCUUCUGCUGCUUUUAUGCCAAUGGCAUCUCCUUUGUUUAUGACCAAGGCAGACCUUACUACUGUGGACAGUGUCGGGGAAGUUAUACUAAAUCAGGAGUUUGGAGAGGCUUGCUCUCUCUUGUGUAGCGUUGCCUGCCCACCAAGCGAAGCAGUAGUCAGUAUGGUUAGGGACCAAGUUUUAACUUCUAUUCAUGAUGAUGUGGAUAGAUAUGUCCAUUCACCUCGGAAUCGCACAAUUAUCAAAUCUAUAUUGAGCAAGUAUGGUGAUAUUACUAAAGGAAGCAUUUUGAAGUCUAUGGCUGCUAAGUUAACAAUUCUAGAACUAGUAGCUGAUACUGUAAGUAGACUGUGCAAGAAUACCAUGGAAACGCUUAGUUCACAUGAAUUACGACUAAUUGAGUCACAAACUGCAGAUGCUGUUGCUGUUGGUUUCAAUGUGGAAUGGUUGCAACAAAGAGUUGAUGAAGUCACAGCAGCUUCCAAAUAUCAUGCCAUUCAGUCAGAGUUGGAUGAAUUGGGCCAACAAAUACAAUCUGCAAAGAAAUAUCUGAUGGAGAUGGAGCAGAGGCAUAUAGCUUUAUCAAAUGAAGUUGAUGCAAUCAAAACUGGAACGGAAGGAAAGAGCAUUGGCUACUCUGCUCUAGGCGAAGGGCUGUUGUUUUGAGACUUAUGAAUAACAGAUAUUUUGUUUAGUGUUAUCUUCUUCUUCUUCCUUUUUUUUUUUUUUUUUGUUUCUCUCCCUCCCUACUUCUCAUGCCUCAUAUAUUUGGUUUGUUGUCAUCUCCUGACAUUGUGUAUAAGUUUGCUGUUUAAUGAAAUUAAGUCUUGUUUUCA
Messenger RNA from Hevea brasiliensis (rubber tree), 2579 nucleotides. Its product is annotated as nuclear pore complex protein NUP62. The coding region runs from base 1 to 2409 and encodes 802 amino acids. The transcript is spliced from 2 exons. The record is from RefSeq and is a predicted model, not a curated record. Lineage: Eukaryota; Viridiplantae; Streptophyta; Magnoliopsida; Malpighiales; Euphorbiaceae.